CACACAGGGGCGCCGCUGAGGCUAGGCCUUGGAGUCUGCGGAUUUUCCGCUUGCAUCUAUCCGCAGACACAAAGGCCAGUCCUGGCGUGCGCGGGAGAGCGCGCUCGCACCCACGACUGUGAGCACACACGCACAACUGCACAAAGACGUGCUACCUCUGCGCGCGCGCGCGUACACAUACACUCACACACACAUACACUCACACACACACACAUCUCUCCACCCCCAACCCUCUCGACAGGCUCUCGCGCACAGCCGUGCACACGCACCAGCACUGGCACGCGCUUGCGUGUACGCGCUCUCGUGGACCAGCCGCGGCCGGCCACCCAGUCCUCACUCUCUGGGCGCGCAUUCGCAGAGCCGCGCACGAAGCCACACACGCGCGCUCACACCCGCACGCUCCACGCCCCUGGCGGCGGCCGGGGCGCUGUGCUGCUCCAGCGACGGGCGGGGACCCGGGCGGGGGCGGCGGCGGCGACAGCGGAGGAGGCGGAGCGGGGUAGCCGGGAGCGGGCUGGCCCGCGCUUCUCCUGGCGGCCGGGGAUUUUCCAGCCUGGACGCUGACGCCGCGGACCUCCCUGCGGCCGCCGCGGACCAUGGGCGACAAAGGGACACGAGUGUUCAAGAAGGCAAGUCCCAACGGAAAGCUCACUGUCUACCUGGGAAAGCGGGACUUCGUGGACCACAUUGACCUCGUGGACCCCGUGGAUGGUGUGGUCCUGGUGGAUCCUGAGUAUCUCAAAGAAAGGAGAGUCUACGUGACGCUGACCUGCGCCUUCCGGUAUGGCCGGGAAGACCUGGAUGUCUUGGGUCUGACUUUUCGCAAAGACCUGUUUGUGGCCAAUGUGCAGUCCUUCCCUCCGGCCCCCGAGGACAAGAAGCCGUUGACUCGGCUCCAGGAGCGACUCAUCAAGAAGCUGGGCGAGCAUGCCUACCCCUUCACCUUUGAGAUCCCGCCAAACCUUCCAUGCUCAGUCACAUUGCAGCCUGGGCCUGAGGACACAGGGAAGGCCUGUGGUGUGGAUUAUGAAGUCAAAGCCUUCUGUGCUGAGAACCUGGAGGAGAAGAUCCACAAAAGGAAUUCUGUGCGGCUAGUCAUCCGGAAGGUUCAGUAUGCCCCUGAGAGGCCUGGCCCUCAGCCCACGGCUGAGACCACCAGACAAUUCCUUAUGUCGGACAAGCCCCUGCACCUUGAGGCAUCUCUGGAUAAGGAGAUCUAUUACCACGGAGAACCCAUCAGCGUCAAUGUCCACGUCACCAACAACACCAACAAGACUGUGAAGAAGAUCAAGAUCUCUGUGCGCCAGUAUGCAGACAUCUGUCUCUUCAACACAGCUCAGUACAAGUGCCCAGUGGCCAUGGAGGAAGCUGAUGACAAUGUGGCACCCAGCUCAACAUUCUGCAAGGUCUACACACUGACUCCCUUCCUGGCCAACAACCGAGAGAAGCGGGGACUCGCCCUCGACGGGAAGCUCAAACACGAAGACACGAAUCUGGCUUCCAGCACUCUGUUGCGGGAAGGUGCCAACCGGGAAAUCCUGGGUAUCAUCGUUUCCUACAAAGUCAAAGUGAAGCUGGUGGUGUCCCGGGGCGGCCUGUUGGGAGACCUUGCAUCCAGUGAUGUGGCCGUGGAACUGCCUUUUACCUUAAUGCACCCCAAGCCUAAAGAGGAGCCCCCACAUCGGGAAGUUCCAGAGAGCGAGACUCCAGUAGACACCAAUCUCAUAGAGCUUGACACCAAUGAUGACGACAUUGUAUUUGAGGACUUUGCUCGCCAGAGGCUGAAAGGCAUGAAGGAUGACAAGGACGAAGAAGAUGACGGCACCGGCUCUCCGCACCUCAACAACAGAUAGACUGGGGCCAGCCUCAGCCCGGCAGCUCCAGGUUCACUCUCGCACUCGGAUGCUUUCUCGUCUCCUUCCCAUUCUGGUUCUUCCUUUUGUUCUUCCAGUUUCUACCAAGGGGCCCCAGUGGUCUUCCAAGCCUCGGUGAUGAGCCUUUGGUCUCAGAACUGGCCUACAUCACCACGCCAGCAGGACCACGUCCUCAGCCAUCUCUCUGCAAUCACCUGCCCACCCCCUUUUCAUGCUCAUUCCCAGGGAGGCCACACCACCUGGCCUUGGGAUUUGGCUCGAGGUGGGGAGCAGAAAGGGGAUGGUGGGGCUGAAGGCACAAUGAUGAUGGAUGUGAAGAUGUAGAGCGGGUGGGCAAGAUGGCUCAAGACACCCAAGAAGACGUCUGUAGUCCCAGUAUGUGACAGUUUUGGCAGCUAAAAGAUGACUGUAUUGAAGAUGGAAGAGGGCAGGACUAUGAAUAGAUUCUCAAUGCUUUUUUUUUUUUGUGGUCCAGGCCCACCAGAGACUCCUCCCCCUCCCUCAUCAUUGGUCCAUGUCCCUGUGUCUCAUGGGGAGGCACACAGACCCUAGGAGUGAAGAGCAAUGGACUGACUUUCUAACCAGUCGACACCUCAAUUGAGGCAGGCUACAGAUCCAGCCAUACAUAUGUCAGAACUGAUAGAAUGAGAUAUCACAGCUUCAUUGCAUUUUUGUGUGUGGGCACAGAGAGGGGAAGUGGGUGUUUAGUAAACACCAGCCCCUAGCAGUGAGCCAAAGCUACUGAGGAUGUUUUCUGAGGGGAGUUUAAGAGAUGGGGCCGAGUAGGGAAGCAUCCAUCCUCCUCUUUUGUAGUGGAUAGUCCUACUGGAAGCAAGGAUGGAGGGACACAGACAGUUGGAGCCACCAGUAUCUCCCAGCUUCCUCUAGUGUGCUUCUCCAGUGACUGGCCCUGUGAGAAAGAAGAGAGAAAGAGAGGUGCCUGAGGUCACUAUUCCCACUGUUAAGGGAUCCCAUUCCCAGAAGGUGGCAUCCAUACAGAUGUUUCCAGUAGGAAGGCAGCUCCUCUCCUAAAGGAGUUGGUCCUAUUAGUACCCAGAGUCAUGGGUACCCGGUUUCCAUCAGCUGGUGUUAGUAUGACUUGACCGGGGUGAAUCUCAGGGUAACAGGGCAGACAAGUGGUAAAACAGAAAGUGCUCAAAGAUAUCCUUGUUUGGUCUUCCAUGCUAGCUUGUUGUGUGACCUAGGGCCAGUUCCCUCCCCUCUUAGGGCCUCAGUUUCUUGUUGGAAAGCCAAGAGGUUGACCAGAUGAUUCCAAGAGUUUCUUGUUCAAGUUUCUAUAAGUGUGUGGUUCUCAAGAGCUUUUGAUCUUCCAGUUGGAGCUGGGGCUGCCAACUGUUCCAUUUGCCUGUGGAGGAGGGUCAUGGUACCUUAGAGGACCCAGGGCAGGGCAGGCAGGGCAGGGCAGAUCACUGAACACACCUUCCUGCCUAGGCAGGGCUGCUCUUGGACCUUCUCUGCUUUAUCUGAUGUCAAUUGUGGUCACAGCCUUUGUGAACUUCUCUAUCCCAGAGCUUCUAUUUGCUGAGGCUUGCAUGAGAAGUAUGUGGACAACCUUGGGUUUCUCAAAUAUAUUGAUUAGUAGCAGGGAUCUCAUCUUGAUUUCUGUUCCCUUUCUCUUAGUUCUGUACUUGCCUGAGAAGGGAGACAACAGCUUUUGUUUGGUUUUGAGACAACAUAUCAUGUAGUUUAGGCUAGCCAUGAAUUCACUACACAGCUGAGAAUUACAUUGAAUUCCUGACCCUCUUUUCUCAAGUGCUGGGAUUGCAGGCAUGCCUCUGCUACUGCUGGUGGCACGCUUUAUUGUACAGAUUAGAUCCCAGCCUUUCUUAGUCCAUCAUGCUCAGUGAUUGCUAUUAUUCCUGGUGAAAUGGUCCAGGCCCACUGGCCCUGAACCUCUUAAAUCUCAUAAACAGUCAACUCAAGGCACCUCUUUCCAGAUUAGAAUAGCCAUUGUGGGGCGGCCAUAUUGCCUGGCCAGCUCUGGGAUCAUAACUGCAGGUUCCCCUGGCAUCCAGCCCCUGCCAGAGCUAGCUGGAUACGUUUGCACCUAUAGAGUUGAUUAAACUCUUGAACAGUGCAAGGCAAGCACGUGCCCUCCACUGGCUUCCAUUAAAUCCUUUGGAGCUGAUACAAGACCCUUUAGCAUUUGGGCUAACCUCUCCUGUCCCCCAUCCUCAACUUAGACAAGCGUAAGGUCUCCCAGUCUGGUUUCUUGAGCUUCCCACACUUCAGCAUCCCCACUCACUCUUUGGGUUUGUCCCACCCAUCAACUAAGAUUUCUCUGCCUGCAGGGAAGCGUCAGAGCCCUGGCUUCCUCUUUGUGUUUUGAGCCAGGGCUGCCUAAGGGCAAUGAUCAAGUUGGAGUCUAGCCAGACCAUCCUUUGAUGACAGCUUUGUUCUCUUAUGCUGAAUACUCUAAGAUGCAUCUCACCUUAGAAUCCCUGUCUAUAGAAACCUUCUGGCCAGGGGAAAGUUAGAAGAGGUCAUUGACGGUUCUGGCUACAGCUAGUCCACACUGUGCCUUGAUGUAAGUUUGAAUACAGUGUCCAUUCUAGGUGGAUUCAAACCCUGGAAACGACACUGCAGGGGGCUGGAAUUCGGUGUCAUUUGCCCCUACUCCACAGUCAUACUCUGCCAUACUGUGUAAGAUGCACAGGCUCAUGCAUUUCUUUGGCCUAUUGUCUGCUGCAGACACCAUGCCCCAUCCCCAUCCCCUGACACAACCCAGCACUUCUCUAUAGGGCUCUUCUUCUGGAGUGUUCCUGGCCAGGCAGCACCUGGGAGUGAAACUGGAGGUGGAGGAGCCUCAUGGGGUUCCAGGCACCAUCCAGUGAGACUGGGUUUUCUUGUGCUGACAGACCGGGACUUGGGCCACCAAACAACCCACAGUGGGACUUUCCAGUAGACCAAAGGGCACAUGUUAAUGCCAGUCUGGGCAAGAAGAGCAUGCUUUGAUAAAAGUUCAUCAGUUGAGGGUUGACCGGACUUGCCCAGUACUCCAGCCAAGAGAAGAAUUCAUCUCCUAGAAAGACAAGAAUUGAGUUGCUUGACUGGACCCCAUGGCCAUUUCAGCUUCAAAGAGCAACUGGCUUCCCCUGGAGGGUGGGUGACAACCUGAUUCCCAUCUGAUGCAGGGAAAGGGACUGUGUCCUGAAAGUCCCCAAGGCCACCUCUCAGUCCCUCCUAACUGGAACAAUAGCCUUUGUCUGCUUUAUCUGAGGGCUUGCUGUGGGUGUGAAAUGAGAUGGGAACCAGGAGCUAGUAUUUUGUAGGUCAGUCAGCUGCAUGGGUGUGGCCCUGUCACUGCAGGGAUGAGGCCUGAGGUCACACAGGAAGCUUGCUGUGGAAUGAGCCUUCUGUUUGCCAGUCUCUGUCCUGAUGUCCCCGGUUAGAUAUCAGCCAGGAUGAUAAUCAGCCAUUGUGGCUUUGAUCACACUAGGGAAGAAGUGUAGGUGCUAUUGUCCUAGGAUGGGCCCCAACAACCUGGACACAGAAGACACAGAUGUUGUCAGUGAUUCAGGGGCAGGGAGGAGCAUUUGAGCCUGGACUCAUCUCCCAGAAGCCCACAGAAGUCAAGAAACCUGGGCUCUGACCACAGGUCAGGGAGUUGAACUCAGUAUUGUGACCACCCAAGAAAUCCAAGGGUGAGCGGAAAUAGCUGUUGCCUCUUCUAAGUGUAAGGUCCCAUCCUGGGUCAAAAGAACCACCACAGCUCCUUGGAGACCGUUGGGAAUGUCCAGCCCUCUUGCUUUGAGAGCUGAGCCCUAGCCGAUCCACUCACAGAAGCUUCCAUGUCCUGGGGGGUGGGGUGGGGGGCAGCUCUUUCCCACCAAUGGUUACGGCCUGUAUGUGCGGCUUGCAGCCCUUGGUGAAGGGCUGGGAUCCAACCUUUAACUCCCAGGACACAAACUUGGGUCUGUUCUGAUAUUUCCUCUUUUUUAAACUUAAGGACCAAAUGAGAUUUCUCUGAUUUUUAUCCACACAGCCUGUCUUGGGCCUGGUCCAGGCAGCUCCAUAACUUCUGCCCACCUCCUGGCCUGAAGCAGCCUCCUGAUGGGGGUGGAUCUACACCUCUGCCACCCCAACCCAUGCACACUAGCACCUCCCUCAAUAUCACCAACUUGUCACCCCCAAAUGGGAGGUCAACGCUGAAGCACAGGUCCCUGGGACCCACGGUCUACAGACCAGGCACAUCUCUCAGUGUUCUGCACAGCCUCUCUGAGGGCUGCUUCCAGGGGAAACUGAGGAAAGGUGGGGAGGGUGAGUCUCCAGCCCUCCCCUCAUUCCUACUUUCUCCAGAGUAACUCCUUUUAACUCUCUUGUUUAUUGAGGUUUCACUUUUAAAUUCUUUGAAGAAAAACUUCAAACCACCAUUUUGUGGUUUGAUUUUAGACCAGCAAGCACAGGCUCUCUUGGUUCUGUGUGUUGGGGUGAUUCCAGCAUCCUCACACAGAGAUACUUAUUGUUAGGACUCAGGUCACCUGGCCCAAGCAUUAGAACAUACACUGGUUUCCUAGUUGACCCACCCUGCACUUUGGGAAUGAGUGUGAUGUGAGCUGGGCCUGGUGCUCGGUGAAGGGAGGGGUUUUGUCCUGACAGUGCAUGUGCUGAGUGGGACCAUGGAGUGAGGAGCCAGGCCCAGUGUCCUCCCGAGACGCAUUCUCAGGGCAAUGGGAGGAGAACCCGGGGCUGGCUUCAUUAUGCACAGCCAAGGAGUGGAGAGCCUGGGUCGUGUAAGAGAUGCACCACCAGGGAGGGCGUUUAUGAAGCAGGGUUCCUGGGAGGCAUCUUAAGCAAGUCUUCCUCCAGUGAAUCUCCUAGGAUUCCACUCCUACCCCUGUGGGUGUCCAUGUGCACAACAGCAGGCUUUUGUGCCCAAAGAGAGGCUGGCUCCCCUUCUGCAGUCCACCAGUUUCUCUGCUGGCCUGCGGUGUCAUGGGGAUUCACUUGCAGGACAGUUUAUUGGUGAAACUUGGGCUAGCCUUUGGCAAAAAGUCCAGCCUGGGCUCACUUAGGGCAUUCUAGAUGAGCUGAAGCUCAGGGCAUUGUCAAUCACAUGGCACAGGGGAAAGGAUGCCAACUGGUGUUUUAUUCAGUCCAAGCGUGGCCUAGGAGACCCCACUGACCUCAGGUUCCCCAUGUGUAAAGGGCUAGUGCCAGGCUCCGCCUACUUCACAGGGACUACUGAAAGGGAUGUGCGGGUGGUGGGUAAGAAGCAGCGGUGGGCAUCUCUGCUCAGUGUUAGGCCCAGUCACAGCUGCUGCAGGGCUGCCUCUUCCGACUGGUGGGAGCUGAUGUGUCUGGGUGUGGUGUCGAGGGGUGGCUGGGGCGGCCUCAGGCCUGUGACCCUCUGUGAAGUGAUGAUUUGUGUGGCACAUUCAUUCCUGGACCACGUCCAGGUUAACCUGUCGUACCUGUGGCUGCCCUUGUCCCGUGAAGUCAUUAUAGUUUAUUCAGCUGCAACGGGACAAAUGAGCAAAAGAACCUUGAACGAAAGGCCAUUAAAGGCCUUUUGUGAUGGAGGA
This is a messenger RNA of Apodemus sylvaticus (European woodmouse), 7420 nucleotides long. RefSeq names its product arrestin beta 1 (gene Arrb1). The coding region runs from base 597 to 1853 and encodes 418 amino acids. The record is from RefSeq and is a predicted model, not a curated record. The transcript is spliced from 16 exons. Lineage: Eukaryota; Metazoa; Chordata; Mammalia; Rodentia; Muridae. Gene Ontology annotation, molecular function: G protein-coupled receptor binding. Gene Ontology annotation, biological process: signal transduction; visual perception; G protein-coupled receptor internalization.